GGGCUCACUCUUGGCCUCAUGUCGCUGGACGAAACGAACCUGCACAUUCUGGCGACGUCGGGCACAGAAACGCAGAAAAAGUACGCCAAGCGCAUCCAGCCAAUCCGCAAAAACGGGCACUGGCUUCUGGUUACGCUCUUGCUGGGCAACACGGUUAUCAACGAGACCCUUCCAAUCGUCAUGGACUCGAUUUUCGGCGGUGGUGUCACAGCGGUGCUGGUGUCGACAGCCUCGAUCUUUGUGUUUGGCGAAAUCAUUCCCCAGUCGCUGUGUGCACGCUACGGCCUGGUGGUUGGUGCGUUUUUCGCCUACCCGGUGCGUUUCCUGCAGUACGUGCUUUCGCCAGUGGGAUAUCCGAUUGCAAUGCUGCUUGAUUAUGUACUAGGCGCCGACCACGGAAUCACGUACAAAAAGGCCGAAUUGAAGGAGCUCGUGUCGCUGAGCGACACUGCACACGGCGGAAAUCUGUCUGCUGACGAGGUGACCAUUAUUCGCGGCGCGUUGGAGCUCAGCGAGAGACUCGUGGUCGAUGUGAUGACUGAGCUCAAAAACGUCUACAUGGUGGACAUAAACGCCCAGCUCGACCGCAAGCUGCUGACCGAGAUGCUCAGACAUGGCCACAGCCGCGUGCCCGUGUACGACGGGAACCGCAUGAACAUCGUCGGCGUGCUCUUGGUCAAGUCGCUGAUUCUGCUCGACCCCGACGACGCUGUGCCCGUGCGCGAGGCCAAAAUCACCAGCAUCCCCCUGGUAACCCCCAAGGUCUCUCUGUACGAUAUCCUCAAUGCCUUCCAAGAAGGUGGCAGCCACAUGGCAAUCGUCGUGGGCCCGGCCGCAUCCCUGCAGAUCGAAACCCCAACCCCGGUGCCAACGGAUACCUCGCCUCUGCUGGGCGGCGGUCAGGUCUCGGCAUCGCUGACGCAGAGCCCGCCGCAGAUGUCUCGCCGGUGCUACGUGCCUGUUGGCAUCAUCACGCUUGAGGACGUUAUCGAGGAGCUCAUCCAGGAGGAAAUC
Molecule: messenger RNA, 1014 nt
Organism: Linderina pennispora
Lineage: Eukaryota; Fungi; Kickxellomycota; Kickxellomycetes; Kickxellales; Kickxellaceae
Product: DUF21-domain-containing protein
Exons: 2
Biological process (GO): magnesium ion homeostasis
Cellular component (GO): intracellular membrane-bounded organelle
Source: RefSeq, a predicted model, not a curated record